Molecule: messenger RNA, 1011 nt
Organism: Candidozyma auris
Lineage: Eukaryota; Fungi; Ascomycota; Pichiomycetes; Serinales; Metschnikowiaceae
Exons: 1
Coding region: 1-1011 (336 amino acids)
Biological process (GO): protein import into nucleus
Cellular component (GO): nuclear pore; cytoplasm
Molecular function (GO): GTPase activator activity
Source: RefSeq, a predicted model, not a curated record
AUGACUGAGGAGACACUUAAAAGAAAAUUGGAUUCUGACGCCGUGGCCGAGACUAAAAGGGCAAAGGUUGAAUCAGAGUCGACUACCGAGAAAUCUGAUGAAAAAGUUGACACUAGCGUAACUACGGAGGGAGAAACGAAUGAUAAGAAGGAGGAGAUCAGUACAGAAAAUGGUAAGAGUGACGAGAAUUCGGUCGAAAAAGAUGCAAAAAAAACGCAACCCGAGGGAAGUGAAGCUAAAGGUAAUGACGAUACUGAUGAUGACCGCAAUGGCAAGGAGGAGUCAGCUGAGACCUCCGAAAAGGAGGCCCUGACAGAUAAUGACGCUACAUCCAAGGAUACUACUCCAGCGUUCGGCUCCAAGAGUUCAUUUGCGAACGCCUUCAAAAAAUCUACCGCAAAGCCAGACGUUUUCGCAUCCUCUGAGGAGAGGUCCACCACGGGCGUGUUUGGGUCUAACCUGCUGUUUGGAUCAAAGUCUAAGUUCGGUAAUGCUUUUCAGCAAGCUUUACAGAAGCCGUCUUUUCUUGAUAGUCCAGAACCUCAGGCUAAUGCGGAGGACAGCGUUGACGACUCUAGACCUAAGCUGUCUCAACAGUAUAAACAGGUCGAUUUGGAGGAGAAAGAAAUCACCACAGGUGAGGAGAACGAAGUGUCUGUCUAUUCUGCCAAAGUGAAGGUGUUUGAACUUGAUCUUGCGAACAUCAAAGAAGGCUGGAAAGAGCGUGGCGUUGGUCCUCUACAUUUGAACAAAUCAAAGCUGGACCCCAAGGAAGUUCGUAUAGUCAUGAGGUCACAAGGACUUUUGCGUGUUGUCUUGAAUUACAAGAUCACGCCAGAGACCGAACUACUCAAGGGAUUAGAGGCAAGCUUGUCACCUGGCAAGUUCCUCAGAUUGAACUCUGUCAACGAUGGCAAAGUAGUCCAGUACCUUCUUAAGUUUGCCAAUGAGGCUACCAGGGAGGAAUUGGUAAGCAAGAUUAAGGGUCUUCAAGAGGACAUGACAAAGUAG